CUUUAAAUACGAAAAACUAGUAAACCACUGUCAUUACUGUGGUUGGAUUGGUCAUUUGGAUAGAGAGUGUUCAAAAAGACUGGAGGAUAUCCGCUCAAACUCAGUCAAGGAAGGACGAUUUGGCGAUUGGAUGCGGGCCACUGAAAGCCGACAUUGGGCUGGGACUAACAAUGCAGGAUCUCAAAGCCCACCAAGAGCAGCCUCAGUCUCACCUCCAACUCCAGUCAAUACCCCUACAUCCCCCCUCAGUCAAGACAAUGCCAGUAAUCAGCUAAUCCCCUUACCUGCUUCAUCUUCCCACCAUAAAUUCCAAACCUCGGCUGCAUCCUCUUCUCUUCAUACUUCAACUCUGAAAACCCCAAUUCCUACUGAAAAACUACCUUCUACCAGUCUCACAAUCCCAGAACAAACUCUCCCACAUAAAACCCCAAACGUUGUCCUAGAGAUUUCUGAUAUGGAAACAGAACAAGCUCUUUCAAAUUCUCUCAAUAAGGAAAUAGUCCCAGUCCAUGAUUUGCAUAAAGCUAUUUCCAAAACUUGGAAAAGAUCAUCAGCUAGAACUG
Messenger RNA from Striga hermonthica, 563 nucleotides. The record is from the annotation of a GenBank genome assembly. NCBI's taxonomy places the organism in Eukaryota, Viridiplantae, Streptophyta, Magnoliopsida, Lamiales, Orobanchaceae.